Biomphalaria glabrata is the source of this 2396-nucleotide messenger RNA. RefSeq names its product sodium/myo-inositol cotransporter 2-like. Gene Ontology annotation, biological process: transmembrane transport. The record is from RefSeq and is a predicted model, not a curated record. Bases 222 to 2252 code for a protein of 676 amino acids. NCBI's taxonomy places the organism in Eukaryota, Metazoa, Mollusca, Gastropoda, Planorbidae. Gene Ontology annotation, molecular function: D-glucose:sodium symporter activity. Gene Ontology annotation, cellular component: plasma membrane. The transcript is spliced from 16 exons.
CUAUAUAGUAUAUAUGCAUAUUAGUAAUUAGAUCUAGAUGUCUAGAUCUACUAUAUGGUAUUACUGUACCUAUUUACUUAACUUAUGAUUAUGCCAUGGACUAGAAUCGACUAGAUUGUCACUAUAUCUAGAUCUAUACAGACUUUGAGUGAGUGACUAAAUCUAUAUAAAACAUUUACAGUAGAUUUUAUAGAACGAUGUUGAGUGAGCGCUAAAACAGAAUGGUGGAAACAUUUGGUGGGACCAAACUUCAUGUUGGUGACAUUGUAGUAAUUGUGGGAUAUUUUGCAUUUGUGCUUUUUGUUGGAUUAUGGACUUCUCGACAAAACCGUGGCAGCGCUGGAGGGUACUUCUUGGCUGGACGCAAUAUGCACUGGAUACCAGUUGGAGCCUCGCUGUUUGCCAGUAACAUUGGCAGUUUACAUUUUGUUGGUCUGGCUGGUUCCGGAGCAGCUGCUGGUAUUUCCAUAGCGAAUUAUGAACUGAAUGCCAUGUUGGUUCUUGUAUUGUUGGCUUACAUAUUCCUUCCCGUUUACAUUGCCUCAGGGAUUUUUACAAUGCCUCAGUAUUUACAACGCAGGUUUGGUGGCCAGAGAAUUCAAAUCUUUCUCUCUGUGUUGACUUUAUUGAUGUACAUAUUUACUAAGAUAUCUGCAGAUCUCUAUGCUGGAAUUAUAUUUAUAGAACAGUCAUUAAAUUGGGAUAUGUAUGGAGCAGUGUCCCUUCUGUUAGGAAUUGCUGCCAUUUUUACUAUUACAGGAGGCUUAACAGCUGUCAUUUGGACAGACUUAAUCCAGACUAUUAUUAUGCUGGUUGGUGCUACUGUCUUAAUGAUUCGAGCAUUUGUAGAAGUUGGAGGUUUCAAUGCUAUGGUAGAGAAAUACCCUAACGCCAUACCAGAAAGUCUCUUAAAGAGUAAUGGCACUUGUGGCUACCCUCGAGAUGAUUUCAUGCAUCUGUUUCGUGAUCCAUUAUCCAGUGAUCUUCCAUGGCCUGGCAUUUUGGGACUGACCAUCAACUCAAUCUGGUAUUGGUGCUCAGAUCAGGUCAUUGUUCAGCGAGCACUUGCUGCCAAAAACUUCACCCAUGCCAAGUGCGGGACACUGCUGUGUGGCUUUAUGAAAGUUCUUCCUCUCUUCAUGUUAGUCUUUCCAGGAAUGAUUGCAAGAAUUUUGUUUAAAGAUACUGUUGGCUGUGCUGAUCCACUGGAGUGUGAAAAGAUCUGUGGCAGUUCCAAGGGCUGUACCAAUAUUGCUUAUCCGACAUUGGUCAUUGAGCUUCUGCCUGCUGGUGCGCGUGGCAUGAUGCUGGCCGUCAUGUUAGCGGCACUGAUGUCCUCACUGACAUCUAUAUUUAACAGCAGCAGCACAAUUUUUGCAAUGGAUAUCUGGACACACAUUAGAAAGAAAGCUUCAGAGCUGGAAGUUAUGAUUGUUGGCAGGGUGUUUGUCAUUGUUCUUGUACUAGUCAGUAUUAUUUGGAUUCCUGUAUUGAAAGCUAGCCAAGGGACACAACUAUAUGUCUAUGUUCAAGAAGUGGCCAGCUUUCUUCAACCACCUAUAUGUGCUAUUUUUGUACUGGGCAUAUUUUGGGAGAGGCUAAAUGAAAAGGGAGCAUUCUUUGGUUUGCUCAUAGGAUUUGUUACUGGCAUUAUACGUUUUGCCAUUCAGUAUUCUUUCAAGACACCAGACUGUGGUAGUCCAGAGCCAGACCCAACCCCAGACUUGGUGAAAAACUUUCAUUACCUCUAUUUCUCUAUAUUUUUAUGUGCGCUCACAGCACUGUCUGCAGCAGUCAUCAGUUUGAUAACGAAACCUCUUGAUUCAAGAUGUCUGCAACGGUUAACUUGGCAAACAAGAAAUAGCAACAAGAAAAGACUUAACAUUGAAGAUUGGCUUGCUGGUAGAACAGAUAGCGUCAAAGAUAUUGUUGAGGCAGAGAUGAAUAAAGUUCUGGCCAAUGAUGGUUUAACAAGUAUGGCUCUGUCAGAAGAUAGCAAAGAAGUCAUGGAACUCAAAGAGAACAAAUAUGAACCAGAUCAAAGAGUUGAAUCCAAAGUUUCAUGUCCACGUCAUGUUUGUAAUUGGAUCUGGGGUAUCGAUUCAGCUAGUCGAGCACGUUUAGUGAAUCAAAAGAUGGAUGAAUGUGAUAUGAUUUCUAUAGAGGAGCUUCCUAAGUAUCGCAUACUUACAGGCAUACUUUCAGGUGUACUUAUUUCCACAGCAGUUUUUUUGUAUGGAUUCUUCCAUUGAGAUUCACUGCCUUAAUUAGACAACAAUCAAAAACUAGUUUUGUGAGAUUUAAAGCAAUUUGCUUACAUUCUAUACGCAGACUUUAGAACAUCAAUUUUCCUUUUUAAUGCAAUGGGAUCCAAUUAGUGCAGUGUUUUCUGAAAU